Didymodactylos carnosus is the source of this 1734-nucleotide messenger RNA. The record is from the annotation of a GenBank genome assembly. Lineage: Eukaryota; Metazoa; Rotifera; Eurotatoria; Philodinida; Philodinidae.
AUGGCAACAAUAUUGACCCCACAACGUCCACAUGUUGAGCGAACUCAGAGUCAGUAUAACUUUAAUUUUCCCAAAAAAUUGUUUUUGAAUCCAUUUGACGAUGAUGAAGAUUUUGACGAGAAAAGUAGAACCGAAAAAAGUAAAUGUGAUUCAACUAGUGGAAAAGCAAAAGCAUGGUCUGUUCGUGCUCGUCGUGAUGUUCCAAAUUUACUACGUGGUGACAGAUAUAUCCCACGACGUAUUGAUCUCGAUUGUGAUUUCGCUUUGGAUAUGUUAAUAACAAAUACAAUUCAAAAUAGAAAACAACAAGUUAAACAAGAACAAGAGUUGCGAAAUUUCUUAACUACACCACUUGAAAAUAGACAUAUAAAUCACGCUAAUAACAACAGUGACAAUGAUAAUCAUAAUAAUAAUCAAAACCUGUCACAGAGAACAUUGAUUCAUCCAAAUUCGGCUAAAAAAGCGCUGGAGUUGUUGGAUCAUUUUAUGCCACAGAAUAAACGAAUAUUAAAUUUUGGUGUUAAAACCUUGAAACCAAAAGUAAUCGCUCCAUGUGACUUGGCUCGUCAACUUCAAACAUUAACAUUUACAACAAAAGAACGGUAUAUAAGUUCGACGCCAGAACGGAUAUUAGAUGCUCCAGAUUUGAUCGAUGAUUUUUAUUUAAAUUUAAUUGAUUGGGGUAACGCAUCAAAUAUGAUUGCUGUUGCAUUAAUGAAUUGUGUUUUUUUAUGGGAUGAUAGUAAUGGUAGUGUUACAAAAUUACUUGAACUAGACGCCGAUGAGAAUACAGACGACGCGAAUGUUCAUUAUGCAUCAAGUGUUGCUUGGCAUCAAAGAUUACCAUUAUUAGCUGUUGGAACAUCACAUCAAGAAGUGAUGAUAUAUGAUGUACAACAAAAAACGUGUAAAAGAAAAUUAUUACUACAAAAUUUACUUGAAGAUGACGAUCGUAUACCAUCAUUGGCUUGGAAUCAAAAUGUUAUUGCUUGUGGAACAAGAAACAAUGGUGAAAUAAUAAUUUUUGAUAUAAGACAAAAAGUUCAUGUAACUAAAUUUCGUCGUCAUUAUCAAGAAGUAUGCGGUUUGAAAUGGUGUCCAAAUGGACGAUAUUUGACUAGUGGAAGCAAUGAUAAUGCUGUAUGUGUGUGGGAUUUUAAUCAAUGGCAUUCGAACGGUGCUGUAAAUAGUAGUGCCAUAUCUUCAUUAGUACCCUUAAAUAAUGAUGACAAUAAUAAUAAUUUCAUACAAAAUUCAGAAAGAACCAAACCGUUAUGGCAUUUCAAACAACAUAAUGCUGCUGUAAAAGCAUUAGCAUGGUGUCCAUGGCAACCGACAGUACUUUGCACAGGUGGUGGCCAUUCCGACGGUUAUCUUCGUUUCUGGAAUAUUAAUAAUGGUGUAUGUCUACAUGCUGUAAAAACAGAAUCACAGGUUUCGUCUAUUUUGUGGUCAAGCGAUUAUAAAGAAUUGAUUACUGGACAAGGACAUCCGAAUAAUUUUUUAGAUAUUUGGCAUUAUCCAUCAAUGGAAAAAUGUCAUACAUUGAAAGGACAUACAUCUCGUAUACUGUCGACAAUUAUGGGUCCAAAAGGCAAUCCAGUUGUUAGUCUAUCAGCUGAUGAAACAAUAAGAUUCUGGAAUUGUUUUCCAAUUGAUUUAAAACGAAAAAAACAAUUGGAUAUUACUCGCACACAUUCUUAUCCAACAAUGUUAAAUUUUAAUAAUAGAUAA